This is a messenger RNA of Paramisgurnus dabryanus, 4482 nucleotides long. It is a transcript of the gene rps6kb1a, whose product is annotated as ribosomal protein S6 kinase b, polypeptide 1a. The record is from RefSeq and is a predicted model, not a curated record. Lineage: Eukaryota; Metazoa; Chordata; Actinopteri; Cypriniformes; Cobitidae. Gene Ontology annotation, biological process: protein phosphorylation; signal transduction. Gene Ontology annotation, molecular function: protein serine/threonine kinase activity; ATP binding.
UCACGCCCAAGAAUGCUAACAGGCAGCAGUUUAAUUUUGUCAUCCCAAGUAGCUACAGAAUUAUGAUUGCAUAUAUGAUCAUUUGAGAUAUUCUAAAGGGACAUUCUUACCAUUUUAAAGUCAAUGUGAAACAUGAACUGCAACAGUUAGGGAAUUUUGACUAUCACAGCUGUCAGAAGCAGGUGCAUUAAUAAUUAAAAAGAUGGCUGAAGUCCAGGUGAGUCAGGGGCUUUACCUGUCACAUGAAUCAAUGAUGUCUCUCACAGAACAGAAGAACACUGUCACACCCAGAUUGAGUCAGAGCCAGGUGUAAGUGUUACUCUGACGCAGUUUGGGUAUGUAAGAUUAGUUUUUUUUAUCCAGCAGAACAUUAAUAUAAGCAUAAGGGUUGCCAUAUAUGCACCUGCCACAGCUGUCCUCAGGUACAAUUAUUAAAAUUAGAAGAGAAGAACGUCAAGCUUGUUCAACUGUCAGCUUCCUUUUUUGCUCUUAUUUUAAAUUGCCACUUCUCAUUAUAGGAACAAGAAACCAUGCAAUGUUAUCUAGUGUAUAGUUAAGAAGGGAAAAUUUUCAAACAAACAAAUCAAGCUUAUAAAUGUGAAUAUAAGUAACAUCAACAGACAUAUACAUUGUGUUGUAGAUUGUUUUAGAGUCAAUUAUGCAUAGUUUUUAAUGGACUGUUAUGCCCUUUAAAAAAAACACAACUUUGGAAAGUCCCUAUAACUGUUUUUUGCAUAAUGAUUUUUUUUUUGUUCUGCUUGGAGCAUAUGUUACACACAAAGUACCCAUUGUGGUCCAUUCAUGUGGUUUUAUAAAGUGGAGAACAGAAAACAUCUAGCAAUUGUUACAAUGUAAAAUGUGUGAGCUUGCAUCUUUCUUAAAGUUGUCUAUUUUGGCACAUUCACGGACUGUUGUAUGUUUUAAGUAGACUAAAUAGGAUCAAAGGUUUGUAUAGAAUUACAUUCAUCGAAUAGGAUUUCCCUCCAUGACACCACAACUAUAAUCCAUCACAAUCCAAUGCUGUUGAAAAUAUGUCUUUAUUAUAUACAUAUAUAUUUAUUAUAUACAUUCGAAACAUCUUAUUGAGCUUUGAUUUGCUCACUGGUAAUUAAGCUGAUUUUCAUGUGCACAUUUAAUAUGAUUAUGAAUCUAUACCAUAGUAAGCUACUACUACACUACACUACACAAAUUUUCUUAUAUCUCCAACCUAGAUGAUAUCACUUUCAUUUAUUUCCUUUAUUAAAUCGAUUAUGAUACAAUUAUGAGGUAUUUUGUCUGGCUUUGACAUGAACACCGUCAUGAUAUAAUCAUAGGGCUACAUAUAAAACAAGGUCUUUAUACGACAUCUACUGGUUGUAGGGGGUUAAUGCUAUGGAAAGCAGUUUUUAUUAAUUCAUAAAACAUUCAUAAAACAACAGCCAUCUACAAUCUUCAGACUUAUACAUAAUUUUAAUAAAAAUGGCCAUGUUGCUACAUAUAUCACAACAGAGUUUUUUUUUUACUACACAUUGUUGUACAGUUUGGAGCAUGCGCACAAGGAAAUUCUUCACACACUGCCGUUCUAUACCGGCCGGCAGCUCAUCCGCGUGAGGGAUGCGUACCGGAGCCGGUUAUGGCGACGGUGAAGCAUACAGGCUCAUGAGGCUUUCAGCUAAAUUUUUAUAAUAGACCUGGAGUGCAUAAAGAGACUGUGGCCAUGGCCGGUGUGUUUGAUAUCGAUCUGGAUCAGCCUGAGGAGAAUGUAACGGACGAUGAGCUCGCUGACGGGGCCCAGCUGAACGAAUGUGUGGACAAUGGCAGUGGAAUUGAAUUGAUGGAAGAUUGUCAAAAGUUUGAAAUCUCAGAAAACAACGUGAAUCAAGGAACAGAGCAGAUUCGUCCUGAGUGCUUCGAGUUGCUCCGUGUUUUGGGCAAAGGAGGCUAUGGAAAGGUUUUUCAAGUACGCAAGGUUACUGGGAUAACUUCUGGAAAGAUAUUUGCUAUGAAGGUCUUGAAAAAGGCCAUGAUCAUACGAAAUGCGAAGGACACGGCUCACACUAAAGCAGAGAGGAGCAUCCUGGAGGAAGUUAAGCAUCCCUUUAUUGUGGACCUUAUAUAUCCCUUUCAGACAGGAGGCAAACUUUACCUCAUACUCGAGUAUCUUAGCGGUGGUGAGCUUUUCAUGCAGCUGGAGAGGGAGGGCAUCUUCAUGGAGGACACGGCCUGCUUUUACCUAGCAGAAAUUUCCAUGGCUUUGGGUCACCUCCACCAGAAAGGCAUCAUCUACAGAGAUCUGAAACCAGAAAACAUCAUGCUUAGUAACAAUGGUCACGUGAAGUUAACAGACUUUGGACUCUGUAAGGAGUCGAUCCACGAUGGCACAGUUACACACACCUUCUGUGGAACCAUAGAGUACAUGGCACCAGAAAUCCUAAUGAGAAGUGGCCAUAACCGAGCCGUGGACUGGUGGAGUCUGGGGGCUCUGAUGUAUGAUAUGCUAACAGGAGCUCCUCCUUUCACGGCCGAGAAUCGCAAAAAGACCAUUGAUAAAAUCCUGAAAUGCAAACUAAACCUUCCUCCGUACCUUACUCAAGAAGCACGGGACCUUUUAAAAAAGCUGCUUAAGAGAAAUGCAUCACAGAGAUUGGGAGGAGGUCGAGGAGAUGUAUUAGAAGUUCAGGUUCACUCCUUUUUCAGACAUACAAACUGGGAUGAUUUACUGGCAUGUAAAGUUGACCCACCUUUUAAGCCUUUUUUGGUACGAGCGAGUGUUUCCUUUCUUAUUAAUCUGCUUACAUUUACCUUAUUGCAUCUUAUAUGUCUGUAUGCAAUAAUAACUUCUCACAGAUCUCUGUUUCUACAGCAAUCAGCAGAUGAUGUAAGCCAGUUUGAUUCAAAAUUUACCAGUCAGACUCCUGUAGACAGUCCAGAUGAUUCAACACUCAGCGAAAGUGCCAACCAAGUCUUCCUGGGCUUUACGUACAUAGCUCCAUCUGUGCUCGAAAACAUGAAGGAAAAGUUCACAUACGAGCCAAAAUCCCGUUCACCUCGCCAGCUUCUGGGAAGCCCUAGAACACCAAUGAGUCCUGUAAAGGUUACAGGGGAUGAUGGUUGGUCUCAAGGUCCACCCUUCCCAGAAGUCCCCACAACCACAUUGCCCUCCUCGCACCCCCUCACUGAUUCAAGAAUGGAGGUGUCCAGUGUGGAGCAGAUGGACAUUAACAGCGGCACAGAGGUUUCCGCCCCGCUUCCCAUCAAAAGGCCUUUGGGAUCCACCAUGGGACCAUUCAUGCCUUACCCUGUGCUUUCCAAGAGGCCUGAACAUUUGAGAAUCAAUCUAUGAUGUCUCUUUUUGAGUUUUGCACUUUAGGAAUUUAUCAAAACACCCAGAAGGCCUUCUCGUACCUACUUUCUGCCACAUGAACACUUGUCGCCCACCUAUACUGUAUACAAGCAUGGAGAGCUUCUCCGUAGCAACUUGCGCCAUAGAGAGUUGGUCUAAUGCUUCUCGCUGUGAAUGAGAUCAUUUUAGAUGACUUUGAGCAUGAAUUCUUUAUUUAUGUAAUUCUCAUGCAAAAAGUAAGGAAGGAUACAUAGUACAGAGUAGUUUCUUGCAAAUAAAGGGUUAAGUGUGCAAUGAAACACAUUUAAAGGUACAAUGUGUAAAAAUUAGGACGAUCUAUUGACAGAAAUGGAAUAUAAUAUACAUAACUAUGUUUUCAGUGGUGUGUAAAGACCAUACAUAAUAAACAUGUAUGUUUUAUUACCUUAGAAUGAAAGGUUUUUAUCUACAUACACUGUGGGUCCCCAUGCAUGGAAGUCGCUGUCAUGUUUAUAAAGUAGGCCUAAACGAACAAACUGCUCUACAGGGCACGUUUUGUCACUACGUUGUCUCAGACGAUGACGUGUUUGUCCUGUGGUGGCUAUCGUAGCUUCACUACGCGUUUUGAAAAGGACAGGUGACAUUUGGACUGUGCCGUUGGUUGCAAUUGACAGUCUCAGUGCUAGAUGCCGCUAAAACUCCCUGUUUGCACCUUUAAAGAGAUGCUGGUUUACAUUCUUGUUACUGAUUUUUUUACAUUCCUGUAUGUUGUUGGGAAUGACUCCAACUGUAAUCGUUGGGUAGAAAAGACUAGUGGAAGCUGUCUGUUUUGCAUGGUGUCGAUGUGGUUCCUAAACAUUGACAUUUGUUUGUACCCCAAAACUGAGAGAUAUAAUGCACUUCUCAAGAUUUAAAGGACCUAUGAGGAAAGCUUGAAAAUAUAAGUUGUUCAUAUUUUAUUAAUGUACUUUUAGAGAGGUUCUCGUACUUGAAUCUGAUCAAUGUUCUCUUGGUCUGUGAUAAUUCUUCCAUUUUAAAUGGCAAGAUGUUUGAUUUUUUACAGUGUAGUGGGGUCCAAAGAAUCCAAGAGUAUAUUUAAAGGGAUAGUUCACCCAAAAAUAAAGAUUCUACUCAAAUUUACUUAUAAAUUUCUUUGUUCUGAUGAACACAAAAGAAGAUAU